Messenger RNA from Anopheles funestus (African malaria mosquito), 1623 nucleotides. Its product is annotated as polymerase delta-interacting protein 3-like. Lineage: Eukaryota; Metazoa; Arthropoda; Insecta; Diptera; Culicidae. Gene Ontology annotation, molecular function: mRNA binding. Gene Ontology annotation, biological process: mRNA export from nucleus. Bases 240 to 1517 code for a protein of 425 amino acids. The transcript has 3 exons. Gene Ontology annotation, cellular component: nucleus. The record is from RefSeq and is a predicted model, not a curated record.
AGCAGAGCGAAAUAUCGCCUACAUAUAGAUGAGGAAGCAUCACAGAAGAAAAUUCGUUCUGUCUGUGUGUUUGCCAUCGGCCAUCAUUUUGUGGUGAAGCCGAAAGCGUCGAACGUAAUUUGUUCUGAGUGAUCUAUUGUUGUGAAUAUCUAUUGGUUUACCGGUUUGCAUCGUAUCGGCUACACGCAGGGUUCUUUCUAGAUAUAUUCUAGAGGUUCUAGCACAAACCAACAAAAAAAAUGGAUGAAGAAAUCAAUUUGAGCCUUGAUGAGAUAAUCCGGAAGCGGAAACUGGUUAGCCGGCAGGAGCGUUCUAGCGACGGUCCUGUCCAGCGUGGCACAAACGUCAAUGCUGCGCGCGGUUUCCGUGGCGAGAAUGGAGCGAAUCGGCGCACCCCGAAACCAUUCGUCGAUGCACGGAUGAAAAUAAUUAAAAACAAGCGUGCGAAAAUGCGUGACGCUCGUGACCAGCUGAUGGAGCUGAAUCGCACCCGGGACGCACGUUUCCGUCUGCAUAACCGUACCCGUCAGGCGGAUAGUUCGCAGCGUGUACUGUCCGCCACAUCAACCAACGGUCGGCACGGCGGCGAUAUCGAACAUCUGAAGUUGAAACUGUCGAACCGGCGCUACUCCAAAUCGGAAUACGUUCCGCAAAUGUCGAGCGGACAGGCAGCAUUACCGAUACCCCAUUACCGUCCCACCCCUGCAAUCUCGUUCCGGAACGAUCCGAAUGAGAAAAAUCCAUUUGAACGUAUGGAUUUACAGCGGCUUACGGUGAGCCAACCGUUGGGUACGCUGGCAAACGCUACACGCACACUGCACAACGAUGCAUUUACGUUGCCGAGCACGAUGCCACCAUUGCCACAUUUCCGUACGGUUCGCGCGACAAACGCGGUUAUGAACCUGAACAACAGUUCACCAUUGAUGAGCUAUACGGCAUCCUCGAUCGGCACGAAUUCGGACCCAUUCGAUCAGUAUGAGGUGAAUCGCCGGCCGAAUAUGAAUGUACCGCCGCCACCACUACCUCCGACCAGACCGUUGCGUAGCAUCCUGCGCACAAGGCCUACGACGCCACCGCCACCAGUCAUUUCGAACGCACCGGGAGUGCCACUGAAUCUAUCGCCCAGCAUGCGUGCCCGCCUAGAGCGUGCUCCGAACCCGAACAAAUCCAUGGGAAUAUUUGCGCACGGUGAGCCAGCUGUUAAUAACUAUCGGAGCCGUUCGCCUAGCCCACCAAGGGCAUCCAUCGUUGGGUAUCGUAUUGUUGUAAGCAAUCUUCAUCCCAGCGUUACACAGAUCGAUAUAAAGGAAUUAUUCGAAGACAUUGGCGAUCUGCUCGAAUCGCGGCUAGUGCGCCCGGGUGUUGCAGAGGUAAUUUAUCGCAAUCUUAAAGAUGCCGUAAAGGCGGUCGAUGCUUACCACAACCGCCAGCUCGACGGGCAGCCGAUGAACUGUUUGCUGGUAAAUCCACGCGCAAGCUACAAAUUAACUUCUACCAAUUUAAAAUAUGGCCGGUAAACUUAACAAAGUCAUUAAGAAAUUAUUUGCCGGUUUGCGUACGUUAUUUUAGUAAGGAAGAUGCUGUAAGGUUACGGUAAGAGGGUAAGCGAGAUAAAGAAUAAUU